AUGCUACAUUAUAGCUGUGGCGCUUUUAAUGAUAGUAUGAGUAAUGGAUUAUAUUCGUUUACAAAUCCAGCUUUCGUCUCAUUCGCUGGCUACUCUACGGCAGCCGUUUUGAAAAUGUUCGGCAUUGCCGCCUAUACUAUUGGACAACGUUUUCGAACAAAAACAUUUGCCACACCAGAAGAUGAUGUGUACAAACAAUUAGUCAGCAGCUUACUCGGUAGCGAAAGUGGAUUAGAUGGAGGUAGUGGAGCACGUGGUAGAGGGAGAGAUUGCAUGAAUGCUGUUGUUGAACGAGUUCGCGGUAAUCAUUUAAACGAUUUAGAAAACAUUAUUCCGUUUGUUCUUAUUGGACUAUUUUAUGUGGGAACACAACCAAAAUAUGAUUGUGCCCUAUGGCAUUAUCGACUAUUUCUACUUUCGAGACUAGUACAUACUAUAGCUUAUCAAGUACCGUUACCACAACCAACAAGAACGUUGUCUUGGCUUAUCGGAUAUGCAACCACCAUCUCAAUGGCUCUUCGAGUGUUUAAAAUAAUCAUUUAUUAG
Didymodactylos carnosus is the source of this 546-nucleotide messenger RNA. The record is from the annotation of a GenBank genome assembly. Lineage: Eukaryota; Metazoa; Rotifera; Eurotatoria; Philodinida; Philodinidae.